CAAAGAAACUAAACAAAAUCCUGCCCUUGCUUUCUUUCUUUAUUUUUUGUCUGGUAAGUGUGACGCAUAACUCGUUUUCCGGGAGUGGAAAGUAGCAAAUGGCGACAGAAAUCGGCGAAACCCCCUCAUCUCCUUCGCAAUCGCCUUCGUAUCCAGUCAGUCAGCUUCGCCACUUCUACCUUGCCGUCGAUCGUCCCCAAUUCAGAGUGGAGACAUUGGUGGAUUUGCUGGGAGUAGUAGGACGAAGAUCGGGGCUUCCUAUGGUAGUUUGCUGUAGUUCUCGUGACGAACUAGAUGCUGUCUGCUCUACCGUAUCGUCUUUACCUUACAUUUCUCUCUCAUCCUUGUAUAGUGACCUUGCUGAUUCAGAUCGUGCACAAAUCCUUGAAAGUUUCCACCAUGCAACCACCAAGUGGAACCAAAGUGAUGUUCAGUCAAGCCAUGGGGGUGAAAAUGAGGAAGAGGGGCCCAAGUCUCAUAUGGUAGUUGUAACAGAUGCCUGUCUUCCUAUUACUCCCAGUGAAUCUCCUCUUCCUGCUCGUGUUCUGAUAAAUUAUGAACUGCCAGUUAAAAAGGAAAUAUAUAUGAGGCGGAUGGCUGCUUGUUUAGCUUCAGAUGGGAUUGUCAUCAACAUGGUUGUCGGGGGUGAAGUAGUGACUCUUAAGAGCAUUGAAGAAGGCAGUAAUCUUAUCAUUGCCGAGAUGCCCAUACAAGUGUCUGAGAUUUUGUGACAUAAUUCAGGUUAUCUUUUUGGUCUUUGGAGGAUGUUGCAGAGAUUUCAGGUGUAUUCUGUGAUCCCCAGCAGAAAGCAAGGAGCAGAUCAAUCAAGCAUGUAAAGGGGCAAAAUGCUGUAUUUCAGUUGUUUAUUGUGCUCACCUCUCCUUGAACGCCUGAGUUGACCGAGCUUGUUCCUAAUACUCUUAUAAUUGUUCAGCAAACAGGUUAGCAAUUAAUUUAGUAAGCUUUUGAGUAAUUAUGAAAGACAUUUCCUGUAAUCAACGUGUUGCACACUCUUCAGGGGAGAGAGAAAGAGAGACAGAGAAAAUAGUAUAUUGUAUGAGUUUACUAUUCUAAUCACUUAAAUUAGUGCUAUCUAUGUAUACGUAUAGUCUAUAGAUUAAUAAAAUUUGCAUUUUGGCGGCUGGUCGUCUAGUUUCCUGUAA
This is a messenger RNA of Beta vulgaris subsp. vulgaris (sugar beet), 1163 nucleotides long. RefSeq lists its product as hypothetical. The transcript has 8 exons. Lineage: Eukaryota; Viridiplantae; Streptophyta; Magnoliopsida; Caryophyllales; Amaranthaceae. The record is from RefSeq and is a predicted model, not a curated record. The coding region runs from base 99 to 731 and encodes 210 amino acids.